This is a messenger RNA of Lactuca virosa, 445 nucleotides long. Lineage: Eukaryota; Viridiplantae; Streptophyta; Magnoliopsida; Asterales; Asteraceae. The record is from the annotation of a GenBank genome assembly.
CACACAUUACAAUCGCAAUUCUCUAUCGCUAGAAAUCAAUAACAAAAACACAUUGGUGGGGUAAGGCUUAUUCGUUUAUCUCUGUGGAUCUGUUAAACUCACAAAAUUGGGGAUCGGAGGCAAACGUAUCCUAGAAAUCGACUUCAAUCUUCACAGAAAGUAUCGAUUUUUCAGAAGUAAAGAAUUGUGUACCUAUAGUAGGCAGUGGAGAGGACAGCAUGAAUCAAGAAUGCAAAAAGUGUGUACUAUCAGUAGAGUAACAACGCAUCAAAGUAAACAACUUAAAAGAAGGUACGUGUCUAGAUACAAGAAUCGAUUUCCCUUGCGUCGAGCCCUGGAAUCAUCAAUGAAGUUAAAAGUUCAAGUCGGACAUCAUCCACGCAUCAUCUCCUGAUGCAUUUCUCGAUCACGUUCCAUGGCUGUUCUGACAUGGAAGUGGCCUUGA